AUGGCUCAGACAGGAGGAAGGCCGUGGACGUGGAGCAGAGAGGACAGGACUGGUGUGCUUCAGCUGCUGGAGACGGGGCCAGAGCCCUUUAACACAAACAACACAAACACAAACAGUGUGAGGAGCUUCCCACCGCCUGGCACCGUGAUGAUACAGAUGAUGAUCCAGGUGAUGAUCCAGAUGCGGACCAGUAGACGUACAUGUCGCCUCCUUCAGCUGCUGCCUCAACUGUGCUGUCAGAUGAACGACUCGGUUUCCCAGAAAGCCACUCCGCGCAGGCGCAGAACGCGUUGCCUGACAGUGAAUUCAAUUCGUCACAAUUUAUCACUCCACAACAAGUUCCUGAGGGUUCACAAUGAGUCCACAGGCAAGAGCUCCUGGUGGAUGCUCAACCCGGAAGGAGGGAAGACCGGGAAAGCUCCUCGCCGCCGGGCCGCCUCCAUGGACAACAGCAGCAAACUGCUGAAGAGCCGCAUGAGGGCCAAGCAGACCAAGAAGCAGGCGGGAGCAGCCGGCCUGGGGGGCGCUGGAGGGGUGCAGGGUGACGGCAGCACGGGCUCAGCAGGCGCAGACAGCCCUAAUUCAUCCCAGCAGUUUCCCAAAUGGGGGGUGAACAGCAGCAGCCCCUCGUCCCGCGGCAGCCUGGAUGACGGCGACAUGUGGACCACGUUCCGCCCACGCACGAGCUCCAACGCCAGCACCCUGAGCGGACGCCUGUCCCCCAUCGCCCCUGGACAGGAGGACGAUGACAACCUGCCCGAGGACUCACUGCUGGGGAGAUACACUGCCAGCAGCUUGACCCCCACCCUCACAGAGACACUCAUGGAGGAGCUGGAUCUGAUCGACGGCCUCACAUUGAUGACGGGGCAGCAGGGAGGCGCCAGUCCCAGUACAGCCCCCCCUGCACCUCCCACUCCGCUGCCCUCCGCCUCCACUCUGCUGCCUCGCGGCUCCAGCUUCUCCUCCUUCCAUCAGCUGCAGUCAUCCAACCUCCCGCAGCCCCCCGCUCACACCGGGACCCAGGCCUCCAUCUCUCAGUGUGGUCCCAGCAGCAAAGAGACGACGACCUUCAGCAACUCCCUCUUCAACCCCAUGUCCGGCUCCGGCUCUCGUGGGAGCGGCCAUUACAGCACCCACGUGCCUUCCAGCCUGGAGGCGCUGCUCACCUCCGACUCCCCUCCUCCGAGCGACGUCCUGAUGACCCAGGUGGAUCCCCUCAUGCCCAGUCCUGGAGGGGUGGGCAUGAUGGGCAUGGGCACGUCCGUGGUGGGUGUGAGGUCCAAACCCAAUCAUCUGCUGUUGGGUAAAGGGCUGGAGCCGAACACGGUGGCACCCAUGACGCUGCAGCAGCAUCACCUUCACCAGCAGCAGCAGCAACAGCAGCCGCAGCAACAACACCAGCAUCACUCUCAGAUGGGGUUGGGGAUGAUCCUCUCAGGUAUGUCUCAGGACCCAUCACAGCUCUCUGCUCUCAAGGCCCAGCAUGCCACGGUGCCAGCGGGGGGCUCUCACCACGUCGCCUCAGCCAACCCCAGCGUGAGCCUGCAGGGGAUGAGUCAGUUCGGAGCUCCGUCCUGCUUCCCGACCGGUCAGGACCGACUGCCCACAGACUUGGACAUUGACAUGUUCACCGAAAAUCUGGAUUGUGACGUGGACUACAUCAUCAACAGUGACCUCAUGGACGGAGAUGGCAUUGACUUCAACUUUGACCCCAUACUGCCUGGAGGCCAAGGCUACGCAGGCCCAGCCACCACACAGGGCUCCGCUCACAGCUGGGUACCCAGCUAAUUCCUCCGCUGACCACACGCAGUUAGCCAGGAACUGAUCACCAAUCAAGAUAACCUCACAGAAUGAUAAAGCGACCGGUGCAUUACUCCUCCCUGCUGGCUGGAGAUACUAUUUUCAAAUACGAUGCUUCACUUUAAAGACAAAACCAGACCUCACCCAUGUCAUGUGCCAAGACAUGCAGAGGACAGGGAGGAGAUCCAGGCUACUAUGCACAAUUUUUGUCCCUUUUUGUUUUUUAAAAAAAAAUAACACCUGCAACGAUUUGGCUGCUAGCCGUUUUUUUUUCUUUCUUUUAAUCUGAACUGAUGAUUUUUAAAAACGUGUGACAUAAAGUUUUUAGAGUGAAAAGACAAAUCAUUAACUUCCCUCUGCUGGGAGUUUAUAUUUCAGUUACACCAGAAUAGCUUUAGGGUGGAUACGGUACUCAAUGGCUUUGGUAUUGAAGACUCAAUGGACUGUGUGUGUUUGGAGAAAUGGCCAGUUUUCCACUGACACUUGCCUCGCAUGAACUUGCCAGACCAAAUGCUGUUUGAUCGUCUGAAUAAAGGUGCCCCCAACUCUGCCGCACCACGACAAAAAGGGCUUCAUCGCAGGAGUCGGAGAAAACGUUGAGGAUUGUGAACAGGUGGAAGAUAAAGACCGGACGACUGGAGGUAUAAAAAGAUUCAGCAUUGGCUACACAUCUCCCCCAAAUGUGUCCUCGGACUACGGUAACAUGUACGAUUUUUUUCUCACUUUAGAGGAAAAAAGGAAAAAAUAUAUUUUCUCCAAUGAAAUUUGGUGGUUCAACAGUUAAGAGGGUAUGUAUUUGCAGUUUGGCAUUUUUGGUGUUAAGGUAGAUGUCAGUUAGAGGGUGUGUUUGUUGUUUUUUUUUUAGAAAUCCCUGAUGUGCAGUUAAACUAACAAGAUGAAGAAAUGUGAUUUGUGAAUUUAUUACACAGGGCAUUCAAGGGUAAAUUUAUUUGCCAACAAGUGAUUGGUUGGCCAAGUAUUACAUGUCUCAGACAGCAGUAUGCCUCCAUUGUCAAAUGGUCUAACUGUUCUUUUUAUCGAGCCUGUGCGUUUUCAAAGCACUUAGGUUCCUGCGACACGGGAACCCAGAACGAGGAGAAUACAUCCACAUUAGGUUUUUACCAUUUCAUAAAAAGAGAGUUUAAAUUCUGUAAAGAAAACAACAAUUUUAAUGUACAUGUUGCACACGUACACAAUGACACGCUAUGCAGAUUUAUCAGGAGAACUAGAUAAAAACCUUGAAGGAAAUCUGAAAAAAAAAAACACUUCUUGAAGGGUUUUGCUAUUUAACAUUUUCCUGAUAUCUUGUCUGGGGGGGUUCGAGGGGGGCCGUGGGUGUCAGAAUAUUCUCUCACACUUUUAAUUAUUCAGGACUUCAAUUAUUCAGUUCAAGGAAUUAAUUCACUGUGUGAGAAGUACAAAAAAAAGAAUAUAUUUGAUUAUAGUUUUAAUAUACAAUUUAGAUGGAGGUAAUAAAUGAGAUAUUAAUACAUAUGAAUAUAUUACUAAUGACAAGUGAUGUUUUUUUACAUUGGAAGAAGCAUUUUCAGAUAAUUUCUAACGGUAAUUUUCUAUACUUUUAUUUUUGUAAAGGAUGAGAUGCAUGUAGAUUUUUUUACAUAACCAAAGGAACACUAAUAUUUGCAUUUGCAUGGCAUUUAGGGAGCGCUUGGGCCUGACACAGUAUCUCGGUGUACAUAAGCUUUGCAAAAGAUGCCUGUAACAUGAAAUCUGACUUUGAAAGACGAGCGAGGCAAAGUGCAUCUAUACUUGACCGUUUGAACUCAAAUUCCCAAUGAUCUGCCUCAUUAUCUUCUGCAUUAGUUGUGAAUCCAAGUUUAAAAAGAUCUGCGCUGAAAUGUGGCACAAUGGAAAGAGAAACCUUCACUGUCCCACUUUUCAACCUGCCGCCAGAAUUCUCAUCUCAAAACGAGACUAAUACAACCGUUACCUCUCAGGGUUGCUCGCAAGAAAAACAACGGGAAAACAAUUCUGCUCAGACGUUAUCAGAUCACGAGACAAACAACAGCAAAAAAGUAUAUUUAUUCUACACAUUUUCUCUGUUACUACAGACUGGAAACCAUCAACAUUACGUCUUUGUUUUGUUUUCCUGGACACGUUUCUGUCGAGUUGAUCUCAAAUUUGACUUCCCUUUGUUAGAGAAAUGUAUUCUAGCUCUCCAGCCAUGUAUAUCAGUACUAGCCUUUCCCUUGGUUUAUUUUUUUUUGACUGCCAAUAUUUAAAACACUAUAGCAUGAUGUUACUCUGUAGCAAGAUGGACUUUAUUUUGUCAUCUCCCCCCCUUUUAAAAUUCUGUGUUUUGUGUUUGUAUUUAAUUUCUUUGUUUAUAACCGUCAACUUUUUUGUGAUCAGGAAUAACAUCCCUGCAGUUUAAAAUCCUAAUAUUCAUCAUUUCACUGUAGUUAUGUCGAUAUGUUAGUCUCUGAUUUGUAUAAAGCACUCUUCUACUUCUUCUUCUUUUUGUUCCACAGGUGUUUUUUUUUUCUUUUUGAAUGGUGCUAGAUGUCAUUUGUGACGUAUCCUGUACGCCAUGAUACAAUGGGUGCAUAUCAGGACCUUUUUGAAUUUUCUGUAUACGGCACAAGGAUCUUGAUUUGGUGUUAUCAAUCCACAGUCCUUACCCCUCUUUGUUUUUAUGUUUAUAUAUAUAUAUACCCCCCCUCCCCAAACUGGUCACUUAAGUAAUUCUGGAAACUGAAGACCAGCUUGUUGAAAAUGCAUGAUUUUCUUCUUAUUUUAAAUCAUAACGGAAUCAUUUUUAGGAAAGUUGUAUAUGCAACAAAUCCCCCAGUUCCUCUGAACUAAUGUCCAGGUGUUGGAGAUGUUAUGAACAGUUGUUAGGACGCACAGCAGCAUGUAAGAGGAGGAGUGGUGGUCGGUUUGUGAGAACCAGCUGCACCAGGCUUGAUGUCUCUAGUUUACUGUUGCCUCCUAAAAGAACAGGGCAGGUGUGGUGUUAUUACUUCCCUUGUAUCUCCCCCUCUAUGUAAUUACAACUAUCUACAUAUUGUUUUCUUUAAACUAGCAGUUAGUCCCUGUAUGUUUGUUUUUAAAUUUGAAAUUGCCCCAUUUGAUGCAACAUUUUAGUAUUCAGCGAGGGUGGGUUUUUUUUUUUUUUUUACUUACUAAUUUUCCCAUAGGGGUGGGUGGGGUUGACAGGUUAUGAUGAGUUGUGCAUAAGCCAAUUAUGUUUAUGAUUUUUGAUUGUUGAUAGAAACCCCCUUCCCCUCCCCCCUUCAGUCUUUUUUUUCUUUACACAUUGUAAAGUCAGCCAGAGAUGACAAACAGUUCUGAACAGCAGAAAUAAAUUCAAUAAACUGUUUAACCCACUUUGUCUGAA
This is a messenger RNA of Morone saxatilis (striped sea-bass), 5161 nucleotides long. RefSeq names its product forkhead box O4 (gene foxo4). NCBI's taxonomy places the organism in Eukaryota, Metazoa, Chordata, Actinopteri, Moronidae. The transcript is spliced from 5 exons. Gene Ontology annotation, biological process: regulation of transcription by RNA polymerase II. Gene Ontology annotation, cellular component: nucleus. Gene Ontology annotation, molecular function: RNA polymerase II cis-regulatory region sequence-specific DNA binding; DNA-binding transcription factor activity, RNA polymerase II-specific. The record is from RefSeq and is a predicted model, not a curated record. Bases 1 to 1788 code for a protein of 595 amino acids.